This is a messenger RNA of Colletotrichum truncatum, 1242 nucleotides long. Its product is annotated as thaumatin family protein. Gene Ontology annotation, biological process: defense response. The record is from RefSeq and is a predicted model, not a curated record. NCBI's taxonomy places the organism in Eukaryota, Fungi, Ascomycota, Sordariomycetes, Glomerellales, Glomerellaceae. Gene Ontology annotation, cellular component: extracellular region.
AUGAGACAGUUGUCAUCGAGGAAAGGCGACAAGCGCUCGGCGACAUCCAGCCGAGACCUGGUUCUUGCGCUGACUCUUGUGUUCCAGCUGCCGACUACCAAUGCCAUUGUCUUCCCGAGCAACAACCCCAACUACAAGACCGACUAUUUGCAACUAAACAAACGGUAUAACCCCGCCAGGCGAGGACCGCCCGAGGACUGGAACGGGAGAAUACCUUUAAAGAUCACCAACUCAUGCCCUGAGACGAUCUGGCCCGGUAUCACCACGCAACAUGGUAUCGGCCCCGGGACCGGUGGCUUCGAACUUGCUGCAGGUGACAGCCGAGACCUCUGGGUCGGUCCUACAUGGCAAGGCCGAGCGUGGGGACGCACCAACUGCACCGUCAAUGGAGAAUCGGCUGGUUGCACAACGGGAGACUGCUUUGGAAAGCUUGAUUGCGAGUUCAGUGGUGCUGUUCCAUCUACGCUCGCUGAAUUCAACCUAGCAGGAGGUGUCAACGGAAGACAAACAUUCUACGACAUAUCUCUUGUUGAUGGCUACAACAUCCCGGUGGGUAUCAAUUACAUUCCUGCUGGGAAUACCACAUACAUCCCGCCAAACCUGACCAACUGUGCCUGUAUCGCAACGCCUGGAUUCAUGGCGGAGCGCUCGGCGACCGGCAACAUCUAUACCAACACCACCUACCCAGUGCCCUGGGAACCGAAUGAGUCGAACGAGAGCGUUCGAGACUGGUGUCCGUGGCCGCUGCUCUCCAACCCACCUGACAAACCAGGUGACGGUGUCUAUCCGUACCCGGAUGACAACAUCAAGCGUCCUGACUUUAGCCCGUGCAAGAGUCAGUGUGCCGCCACUAAUGCGGAUCAGGACUGCUGCGUCGGCAAAUGGCACGAUCCUAACAAGUGCAAGCCAGGCUUAUACUCCAGGCAUGCCAAGGCUAUGUGCCCUGAUGCUUAUAGCUUCGCCUUUGACGACCAGACGUCAACCUUCAUCAUCCCCUCAGGCGGUGGCUGGGAGGUAGUCUUCUGUCCCGCGGGAAGGAGUACUAACAUCCUACGUACCCUAGGACCACAGCUGUUCGAGCUCGCAAGCGCCGGAUUCUUGAGCCAGAAGAACUUGGAUCUGGUUAAGAACCACUCCUGGAUAGAGUCGCAGAGUGAACAGAAUACCGCUUCCGGCCCAGCAUCCACAUCAGUGUUGGUGAUUUGUGUGGCAGCCGCUACUUCCUUACUAAUGAGCUGGUGA